AUGUGCUUAUACUUACGUCGGAAUAUGUGUCCCAUGCAAAAUUUUCUUCUCCUUAUUUUAAUUUGCGCUUUUCCGUCGAAUCUUUGGGGGGAGAAUAUCACGCAAGGUUCAAGUGAAGGUCACGUUGGAAAUAUGACAGGUACAGUGCUACAUGAUAGCCAGUUGUCACCGUUUGAUGCAGUAUUACGUGCUAAUAAAGUGAAUUUAAUUGCUCUUGAAACAUUCGGAGAAUUAAAUCAGUUUUGGGGUAAUGUAAUUCGACUGUUGCUACCAGUAUCUGAACAAAUUGAACAUGGAUUAUUAUCAUUCAUACGUAAAAUUUUCCCUCAAAUAUUUGGUGAUUUGAAUCCCUCGGAUAUCGCAAUAGAUAGAGUGACUCGCCCACCAGACCAAUCAAAUUUGUUGAUUAAAGAAUUGAUUGAUGCUUUCAUGUUGAGUUUAGCCAAAGCAAAUUUUACACUUUGA
Messenger RNA from Brugia malayi, 465 nucleotides. RefSeq lists its product as uncharacterized. The transcript is spliced from 2 exons. The record is from RefSeq and is a predicted model, not a curated record. NCBI's taxonomy places the organism in Eukaryota, Metazoa, Nematoda, Chromadorea, Rhabditida, Onchocercidae. Bases 1 to 465 code for a protein of 154 amino acids.